Messenger RNA from Rhopalosiphum padi (bird cherry-oat aphid), 4950 nucleotides. Its product is annotated as disks large homolog 1-like. The coding region runs from base 481 to 3024 and encodes 847 amino acids. Gene Ontology annotation, cellular component: postsynaptic density membrane; neuron projection; neuromuscular junction. NCBI's taxonomy places the organism in Eukaryota, Metazoa, Arthropoda, Insecta, Hemiptera, Aphididae. Gene Ontology annotation, molecular function: protein binding. The record is from RefSeq and is a predicted model, not a curated record. Gene Ontology annotation, biological process: chemical synaptic transmission. The transcript has 19 exons.
UACUAUAAGUUUUAACAUUUCAAAUUUUCAAUUGAUUUUCAUACAUUUAAAUUGUAUAUUUUUAUCAUCAUCACCAGAUUUUUAUUGUCAUAUCUAGGUGGCCAUGUAGGAUUCGACGCUACGAGUUUACGACGUCAAAAACUCGAGAACAUACAAAAAAAAACAAAAACAGUUAUAAAAUCAAGUAGCUACAACUGCAAUAACGUUACCCUCGCCAACGUGACCCACUAAGGCACUAACGUUACACAGCUGACGCGAUCGAUUUUUCCGCGACGUCUCGCGCUGAACGUUAGUGCGUCGCCGUCAUCGAGUCCCCUUAGUUUAUACGUGCGUGUGUGUGCGUCCUUCACUCUUUUUGAGUUAUUGGCCAUCGCCGUUGACGCCUCGUAAGGCCCUAUUAUUCAAAGGACUAAAUAAAACAUAUUCCGCCGUGCGAAGUAACAAUAACAUACAAUUACACACGAGGCUUCUGUCACGAAAAUGCCUGUCUGUAAACAAGACGAAACCCUUAGGGCUUUAGCUCUCCUGGAAGACUAUCAUGCAAAACUCUCCACCGUACCCGACAAUGAUCUUCAAGUUGUCAUGAAGAUUGUGAUCAGCGUCUUUAAGUCUAGGCUUUUUCAGGCUCUCGUUGAUAUACAAGAAUUUUACGAAUUGGCACUUCAAGAUGAAAGUCAUUCUGUAACAGAUGAAGAUAUAUCAAUUGCACAAAAAUAUAUCAUGGAUCAAUUUGAUGCUAAAGUUGGUUUGAAUGAUCUUAAUUUUCAACCUUUGGAAACUGAAUGUCAACGUGAUUAUAAAAAGAAAGAAUUUGUGGAUAUAAGUUGUCAAAUUAAUGGACUGAGUGGACAUACUGGUAAUCAGUCAUGCGGUGAUGCUACUGAACAAGAAUCUAAUCUUGAAACUGAUGAUGAAACUGAAUAUUGGGAGUAUGAUAAAAUAACAGUUGAAAGGGGAUCUGGUGGCCUAGGAUUCAGCAUUGCUGGUGGUGUAGAUUCAGAAUCAUUAGUCCUAGUGACUCGAGUUAGUCCAGAUAUCGGUGCAACUGGUCUUCGUGCUAAUGAUAUUAUUUUAAAAGUAAAUGAUCAGUCAUUGGAACACGUUCCUCAUAGUUUUGCUGUAGCUGCUCUUAAAAAUGCUGGAGAUGUUGUUACACUACACGUAAAACGACGCAAAAAGGAUGCAUUUGUUGAACCAGAAAAAUCAUAUACAGUUACAGAGAUUGAACUAGAAAAAGAGGAUGGAGGUUUUGGCUUCACAAUAGCUGGAGGUGUUGGUAAUGUUCAUUUACCAGGGGAUAGUGGAGUAUAUGUUACAAAGAUCUUAGAAGGUGGUGCAGCUCAUAAAGAUAGUCGUAUAGAAGUUGGUGAUAAAUUGAUUGCAGUUAAAAACACACUGAAUGGUGAUGUAGACUUAGAAAAUGUUACUCACGAAGAAGCAGUUGCUGCACUUAAAGAAACUGGCGAUAAAGUAACACUUGUCAUUGUGAAAGAGUCUCUUAGCAUGCGUUAUAUAAAACCAAAAACACCAAUUAAAUCCAGCAUUUCGUCUAAAUCAAGCAGUGAAAAUAUAUCAUUAAUGCUUGAAAAAGUAGCCACUAUUCGAAGGUCUGAUGAAGGGUUAGGAUUUAACAUUGUUGGUGGGGAAGAUAAAGAAGGUAUUUUUAUUUCUUAUGUGGCACCUGGUAGUCCAGCUGAUCAAAAUGGAAUUUUAGAACCAGGUGAUCGUAUUUUAAGUGUUAAUGCAAUUGACAUGUUAAAUGCCACUCAUGAUGAUGCUGCUAUAGCUUUAAAAGGCGAUGGACCGAUUGUUACUAUUGUAGCUCAACAACGGCCUGAAGAAUAUCAUAGACUCCAAAUUAAAUUAGCAGAUAUUAAAGAACAAAUAAUGAAAAAAGCUAUUGUGUCUUCAAGCACAUUACCAAGACCUUCACAAAAAUUACAGUUAUUCGUCAGGGCUUUGUUUGAUUACGAUCCAAACCGAGAUGAUGGCCUACCAAGUCGUGGAAUAUCAUUUACAUAUGGUAGCAUACUACACAUACUUAAUGCUAAUGACGAUGAAUGGUGGCAAGCUAAAAAGUUGGUUCCAGCUGGUGAAGAGGAUCGUAUUGGUAUUGUACCUUCAAAAAAGCGCUGGGAACGAAAACAAAAGUCAAGGGAUCGUACAGUUAAAUUUCAAGGACAUGUUCCAGUUCUUAUUGAUAAAACUUCCACUUUGGAAAAGAAAAAGAAAAAUUUUGCUUUAAGUCGAAUGUUUCCAUUUAUGCGUAGUAAAGCAGAUCGUUUGGAAUGUACUGGAACAGACCAAGAUCAUUAUAUGCUUUGUUACACUCAUGAAGAUCCAACAUCUGAAGGUAUUAAUUUAAGCAGCAUAAGCAUAAUUGAACUACUUGUUGAAGAACCAACUUUACCAUAUGAAUCUGUUGUUAAGAAAACAUUGAGCUAUAGUCGCCCUGUCAUUGUAGUUGGAAUUUACAAAGACAAAAUAAAUGAUCAUCUAAUAUCAGAAUAUCCAGAAGAGUUUGGAUCAUGUGUACCUCACACGUCUAGAGAAAUUCGGCAUGGGGAAGUUGAUGGUGUUCAUUAUCAUUUUAUUAAAUCACGUGAACAAAUGGAGCGUGAUAUUAAAGAACAUUUAUUUAUUGAAGCUGGUCAGUUUAAUGAUAAUUUAUAUGGAACAUCUCUAGCUUCAGUCCAAGAAGUUGCUGAACAAAACAAACAUUGCAUUCUUGACGUAAGCUCCAAUGCUAUUAAACGUUUACAAGCAGCAGACCUGUACCCUAUUACUAUAUUUAUUAAAGCAUCUUCUCUUGACUUUAUUAUGAAAAUCAGCGAUAAAAUGACUGAAGAUCGGGCAAAGAAAAUUUAUGAUCAAGAAAUGAAAGUUGAACAAGAUUAUAAUGAAUAUUUAACAGCUAUUAUAAAAGGUGAUUCAUUUGAAGACAUUUUUGAAAAAGUAAAAAAUGUUAUCGACGAACAUUCAGGACCUGAUGUGUGGUUACCAAAUAAAGAUCUAACUAUCUGAAAUGAACAUACUAGAAAGUAGUGAUUAUUGUAAUUGAAAAAAGCAUAAGUAUCUAAUUACUUUAGAUGUGUUUAGGUAUAGAAUUUUCAAAUUUAAUCAUUUAAACUACACUUUAUUCUGCAAAAUAAUAAUAAUAAUAAUAAUACAAGUAACAUUUACAGGUUCUUUUAACCACACACGCACAACAAAAGAAAAACAUUAUUCCAAUCUCGGCAUGUACACAUAACUUGUUCAUUAAUUCUACUACUAAGGAAAAAAUUACAGAAUUAAAAGUAUAGUAGGGAAAAUAAUAAUUAUAUAUUUUAAUACCAGUGGAAUUCUGGAAUUUAAGUUGAAUCUAGUUAAAAAAAACUAAUUUUAACAAAAAUUACUUACGUGAUUUGUUUUAAGCAGUUUAAUAUAAUGAUUAUCUUCCACUACUUAUUAUAAACUAUAAAGUAUAUAUAGUUUUAAAAAAGUAUUUUAUAAUGGCCACUUUUGAAAUAAUUGUAUUUAUCAUUUUACUAUAAUCUCUGAAAACCAAAAACUUUCCAAUAAUAUGGUUGCCAAUAGCUAUUCAGUGGUUGCUCAAUCCAAAAUUCAUUGAUUUGAAAAUAAUUAAGUUAAAUUAUAUAGUAUAGAUACAAUAAUUGUUUUUUUUUUUUAAACUUUUACAGUAAAUUUUAGGUUUAGAAGAAAUGAGCAAAGACGUUAAUAAUUUAACAAUGGUUGUGAAUGAUAUGUGUUUUUUAGAUUCUGAGCUGGUCUUACCUUUAAAGAAAUUUUGGAAAACAACAAAUUGUGUUGAAGAAAUGUAAGCUAAUAUUAGUUUUGAUUAUUUUUAGGUAAACAAAGUUCUAACUAGAACUGUUUUUAUGACUCAUCAUUGCCUUUAGAUUGAAAUAUAUCCGCACUAGUCAACUUUUGUAAGUUAUUUUUUUUCAUCUACCGAAUGACCACUCAUUGUAUGUUAAUACUUAUAGACCAUAAUAUUUAUAUAUGUAAAACAAAUAUGACAUUUAUUUUAUUCUAAUUAUUAAUUUAAUCUGUUAUUACUUCUCUAGUUUUGGAGCAACCACAUAAGGGAUGUUUGAUGAUACCAAAUUAUUUAAGUACAAUUAACAUGACUUGUGGGUCCUUAUUUGAAAAUAAAUCAUAGAUAAAUUCAUUUUAUUUAUAUACCACUAUAAGUAAGUGUUCUUUUGUAAAAAGUAACAAUAACUUUCCAGGGCCUUUAGAUGACAUGUGCAAAAUAAAUAAACAAUAAAUGUUUAUGUGCAUAAACAAAAAAUGUUUAUUUUAAUAUUCUAAAUUCUAAAAUGCGCAACUUACCUAAAUAUUUUAAAACUGAUGAUAAAUAAUAUAUCUGGUUUUUAAUAUAAAUUAAUAUUAAUUAAUAUAACUUACAACAUAGAUUAAUCUUAUUAUUGUAUUUCUUUUUCAAAAACCAAUAAUAAUAGUUUUUCAAUUUAUUGUAUUAAUUUUAUUUUUGAUCAUUCAAAUAAGAAAAUAUUAAAUAAAUUAUGACCUCUUACUGAUUUACACUCAUCAGAUAUUAAAUAUGCAUUGUUGUAAUAUUAGUUAGCAUGUAUCUUAUCUUACUUAUGAUGUUAAACAGGAUAAAAGGUAGUUCAAUUGAAUGUAUUUGAUAUUUUAAACAGAACUUAUGAGUAUUACUAAAAACUAACUAAUUAUCGAGUAAUAGAUAUUUAUUAUUAUUUUAUUUAUUUAACAUUUAGUGAAUAAAAAAUAUUAAACAAUACCUAAGAUUUAUAUUUAACUAGGUUUGCUAUCAAGAUUUAUUACUAUAACUAUUCUAGUCAUUGUUAAACUGUUGAAGUAAUUUAUAUUUAAAUUUGUUAAAAUGUACUAAAAAUAUAAUGAUUUAUUGUAAAAUUGUAUAUUUAUAAGUUUUUAGACAAUAUAUUUAUCAACUUUCAAGUGUAA